AUGGAGCAAUCUCGAAGCAACGGAAUGCCACUUGAGAAAGUUGAUGCGUUUGAUUUUGAGAUGCUCGGGCCCCUAGCUGAGGAACUAAGGCUUGAUUCGGGAAGCGAAAGUGAGGACGAAUUUAUGUCGGUGGAAGAGAUACGUGCGGUCCUCGGAGGGUCGAAAGAUUUUGUCGAUGAGGAGGAGGAAAUACCGGCCGAAUCGUUCGACUGGUCUUGUGACUACGAGAUAUUUCGUGGUCGGCCUGAGCCAUACUUAAACGCAAGCAAUUGUGGCCCUAACAUUGAGGAAACAGAUCCUCUAAAGCUGUUCACUCAUGUUUGGGAUCAUAAUAUAAUGAGUUUAAUUGUGGCUCAGACCAAUGAAUAUGCGUGGCAGCAAAUUUCGCAGGCUGCCGAAUCCGUGGACGGGAUCUCUGCGAAUUCCCGAAUAAACGAUUGGGUAGAAACAACAACUGACGAACUUUAUAGGCUUUUUGGGCUCAUAAUGUAUAUGUCAAUCGUGGUAGCUGGACGAGUGGACGAAUACUGGAAUAGAGAAAUUGUGGCUAUCGGUGGUGGUUUUCAUAAAGUUAUGAGUUUAAAACGAUACUGGCUCCUCAUGCGUUUCCUGCACUUCGUCAAUAAUUAUAAUGUAAGUAUUUGUGGGUCUAAGAGGAAAGUUGCAAAAAUACAGCCCAUCAUAGACCAUUGUAACGUGAUUUUUGAUAGCAUGUACACGGCUCGCAGAGAAAUUUGUAUCGAUGAAUCGUUGCUGCUUUACAAAGGGCGUUUAAGUUGGAUCCAAUGCAUCCGUUCAAAAGCAGCACGAUUUGGAAUCAAAUUUUACGAACUCUGCGAAUCUAAAACAGGCUAUCUUUUAAAAUUUGAGGUCUAUACGGGCAAAGAAUAUCCACAGGCAGGGAGCUCUGGAGAGAACUCCUUGAAUGCGUUUACGAGCGCUAGUGCCAAGGUAGUGCUUAGGCUCAUGAAAGGAUUUCUUCACAAAGGUCACUGUCUUUUUAUGGAUAAUUUUUACAACUCUCUUCGUUUGGCACGAUUUUUAAAAUUUAAUAAGACUGACGUUGUUGGCACUUUAAACAGGCGAAGAAUUGGUACACCAGGGGAAAUAAAAACUCUCCUGGAAAAUAAAGUUCCAAGAGGAGCAGUGACAAGUAGACACUGCGGUGACGUAUCUGUCUUAUCUUGGAAAGAUGUUCGAUUAGUCACUACAGUGUCGACUUUUCACAAUGCCAACAUGAUGCCAGGAAGAAGAGCAGGCCGGCCCAUACUAAAGCCUGUGGUUGUACACGACUACAAUAAGUACAUGGGUGGUGUAGAUUUAAAAGAUCAAAUGCUGUCCAUGUACUUAAUGGAGCGAAAAAGGGGGUUGAAAUGGUAUUUAAAAGUCUUCAAACGGCUAUUAAAUGUGAGCAUUUUGAAUAUUUUUAUAAUACAUCGCCAAAACAGCGAUAAGCCCCUCACCCACAGGCGAUAUAGGAUUGAAUUGGCUAAACAGCUCGUGCAUGUGCGCCCAAAUCCACCGAUUCCUAGCAUCAUGAAUCCGCCUGCAGUUUCACGAUUAGAUGGUUUUAACCACUUUCCGAUAUACUCUGAUUCUGUAGAGAAUAGAGUAGAGAACAAAAGAGUGAGAUUUAAAAGAAACCGAUGUGUUCGAUGCUCUUUUAAAAAACUUCGGAAAGAAGUUAACACCAUUUGUCAGAAGUGCCAAAAAUUCCUGUGUAUCGGACAGUGUUGGAUAGAUUAUCACACUGUCGAAAAUCUAUAG
Messenger RNA from Leptosia nina, 1767 nucleotides. Lineage: Eukaryota; Metazoa; Arthropoda; Insecta; Lepidoptera; Pieridae. The record is from the annotation of a GenBank genome assembly.